Messenger RNA from Ogataea philodendri, 399 nucleotides. RefSeq lists its product as uncharacterized. The record is from RefSeq and is a predicted model, not a curated record. Bases 1 to 399 code for a protein of 132 amino acids. The transcript has a single exon. NCBI's taxonomy places the organism in Eukaryota, Fungi, Ascomycota, Pichiomycetes, Pichiales, Pichiaceae.
AUGUUCAAACAGUCAUUGGAUAUAUCACAGCACAUCAAUUUCUCCGGGGCCUUGAAUUUCUUAACGACAAUCCAGUUGUCGCAGGAAAUCAGGUCCAAAUACCCGUCAUACGAGCUCGAAACCAUGAACUUGUCGUUGCUGCUCACCUUCAAGUCGGAGAUCAGCUUGCUGUGUGCAAUGAUGUUAUGUUUGGGCUUGCGGUUGUUCCGAAUAUCCCAGACUUUCAAGUUCGCGUCUCCACCGCCUGUUAAGAGCUCGUACCCAUUCUGUCUCCAAUCCAUACCAUAUAUUCCCUUGGCAUGGUCCUCCAUCACCCAGAUUGACUUUCCAGUUCUCAAGUCCCACACUCGUCCAAUGGCGUCGAGUCCUCCGCUCGCAAUUAGCGACCCGUCCGGUUGA